UGGUAAUGUUAAACUUCUGGGAAAGCUAGUAGUCGAAGCACAGGAAGUGGACCGAACUGUCACACGUACUGAGACUUUACUACCAGUCACGACUCUAGGAGCUACACGGGGAGUUUUCUACCCUCAAAACGACAGGGUUUGCGCUCGGGAAGGACAAUUCUACCCGGACCGACCGACUGGACAGAAGUUCGCCAUGGCACGUAAGCUGUCGUGCCGAAAUUUCGCGGGGAUUUUGGUCCUGUUCAGCGUGCUUGGAGCUGCUUCCUUUGGACAAGAAAUGGCUCCACCGCCAUUCCUUGACACUGACCAAUCAGAGCUCACGGUAGAUCCCGGGGACAGUCUCACAGUGACCUGCAAGGGUCGCGCUCCUCUCAGCUGGAGUCAUCCCGAAAACUUUGGCGCCGACACGGCAAGCAAAAUUUCCAUCGAAGUUCUUGGGAACGGAACAAUGAAGGGAGAAUAUGCCAGUAUUCUGACGAUACGGAACAUGACGUCAUCUGACACCGGCAGGUACCGGUGUUACUAUAGCGACACACUGCCCUCCGACAUUGAAGACAGCUAUAAUGCAGCAAGCGUCUACGCGUUUGUAAAAGAAGCUAGCCAGCUGUUUGUGAUGAUGACACCUAUGAAUGUCCUAACGACUCAGAAGUACCGUCCUGUCACCAUUAAGUGUCUUGUGACAGACCCUGAAGCAGAAGUAACGCUGUGGACCAAGACGCCAGAGAAACAAAUCAUCAUUGAUGGCAGUGAGAUUACGUAUGACAAAACGAUGGGCUUCACGCUGUAUAACCCAACGCCUCGGAACAACGGUCCACACAUGUGCAAGGCCACUGUCGGGAACACAACUGUGGAGUCCCAGACUUUCUACCUAUUUUACUUUGGUGAGGCCCAGAUGCCGUACCCAAAACUGACCACCAACAGCCCCCUGGUGACCGUAGGGGAGACGUUCCGGCUCAAGUGUGAAGUUCGAGGCCCGCUGGACGGACUUCUGUUCUUCAACUGGUCACUUCCGGGAGCAGAUGUGAUUGGAGGAGGCAUCAUCCAGAAUGACAGCAAGAAAGAGGAAGACUCGGGCACAGAGCGAUACAUGUUGUUUACCAGCGUACUUACUGUACGUGAGGCAACUGUCGCCAAUGGUGGCGAAUACGUCUGUCAUGCUCGCAACCGUGCCGGGUCAGCGAGUGACAAGAUUCGUGUCAAUGUCCUGGAGAGUGGGUUUAUUCACGUUGAAUGUGCUGAUGGCAACACUACCCAGGCUAUGGUGGGCACCAGGCACAAGAUCAUCUGUAGUAUCAAUGCUUACCCAGAACAAGUGCAGCUCACCUGGUACAAGGAUGGACACAAAAUCAACAAGAGUGACAGUAACUUCCUCAUCAAGGCUCGGGACCAGCGCCUCAAUAUCCUCAACGUGGCCCCAGAGCAUGCUGGGAUAUACACACUAGAGGCCCGCAACAGAGAUGUCGCCGUCAACAGCAGUGUGCAACUACUUGUCUACAUGAAGCCCACAGUGCAGAUUGAGAAGACAAGUCCACACUUCCAGAUGAAGGGGGAGAAGUCUGUGUUGACCUGUACAUCUGAGGGGCUGCCUGAGCCCACGUUCAGCUGGUUCUGGAAACCCUGUGGAGGGGAGAAUCCUCUAAGGUGUGAGCCUUCACUGCAGGCUGCCUGGCAAGUCUUCUCCCUCAGGAACCAUCCCAACGAGCCUCUUCAGCUUCAGCAGGAGAUGUCGUCUGACACAGAUGGCACCAAGGUCUACACCAGCAGACUCACGCUAAUCAACCCAACACAGAACGGCUUCUACAUGUGCACGGCAACAAACAGAUACGGCAACAGUAGUGCUAUGGCCGAGUUUCUUGUCACUGAUGUCCCAAAUGGUUUUGGUGUGCAGUUUGACUUGCUGGACAAAGUAGAAGGCGAUGAGGACAUCACGUUCAGUUGUCAAGCCAACAAAUUCAAGUUCACCAGCCCCACCUGGCACCGCCAGUAUCCAGACAACGUGACAGAAGCCGUGCCAACCUCGGCAAUCAAGACAAAACAUACAGAAUACUCCAACAUGGUGGUCCUGACACUGGGCCGCGUGGAAGUAGAGGAUGCUGGGAAAUAUGUGUGCAUGGCGGAGAGUCGGGAGGAUGGCGAGCUUAUCAAGGCUGAGACUUUCUUAUAUGUUGAAGCAAUGGUUGCACCCACAAUGACAGUGGGAUUAUGGGACCGUACAGUAGACGCGUCCAACACCACCUCCAUGUCGCUAACCUGCCUAGCGGACGGCGUGCCUUCCCCCGAGAUCCGCUGGUUCCAUGACGGUGAGGCAGUGUUGGGAGACGUGGCCGGGAUCCAGCUGGAGGCAGGCGGUGAGCGAUUGGUGGUGGAGCGGAUAUCAGCCGAGGAUGCUGGGAUAUACACCUGCACGGCCGUGAACAGGGCCGGCAGCGUCUCCAGCAACGGGACAGUCACUAUCGAAGGUUUACCCUCAGCUGUACAAGGGUUAAUGAGCACUGACCAGAAAAUCAUCCUGGGUUGUCUGCUGGUUGUACUGGCUGUGGUCUGUGCUGUUAUUGUGUUGCUGGCUUGGAAACUGCACAAGAGGAGGAAACUGUACCAGUACAUCUACAAGCUGGACCCAGACCUACCCAUCGAUGAGCAGACAGAACUGCUGCCAUACAACAGCAAGUGGGAGUUCUCCAGGGAGAGGAUGAAGAUAGGUAAAACUUUGGGUCGUGGUGCUUUUGGACAAGUCAUGGAGGCGACAGCCUUUGGAAUCGAGAAGGACAAACAGUGCAGUACUGUGGCAGUCAAGAUGCUGAAAGAUGAUGCCUCAUCCAAUGAGGUGAAAGCUCUCAUGGAUGAGCUGAAAAUCCUGAUCCACAUCGGCCAGCACCUGAACAUUGUCAACCUGCUAGGGGCCUGCACCAAAGACGGCCCGCUCUAUGUCAUUGUGGAGUGUUGUAAGUACGGCAACCUUUCUAACUACCUGCGAGGGAAGCGGAAGGGCUUUGUGGAGACGAAGGACCAGCUGGCCAGGUCCAACUCAUCGUCAGGGUACGACAACUGUCGCUACGUCGACAGCCCCAACGGAAAAUGUCUCAGGACUGUUAGCAAGGAAGGAAUAAUGAACUAUGACUACACCUGUGAUGAUGGGGAGCCCCUGACUCUGGAAGACCUGGUGUCUUACUCCUACCAGGUGGCUCGUGGCAUGGAGUACCUAGCCUCCAAGAAGUGUAUCCACCGUGACCUGGCUGCCCGUAACGUCCUACUUGCCAAACACAACGUGGUGAAAAUCUGUGACUUUGGUCUGGCACGAGACGUCUACUGCAACCCUGAGUACGUCAAAAUGGGAAAUGCACCCCUGCCAGUGAAGUGGAUGGCUCCGGAAUCUAUCUUUGACAGAAGCUACACUAUCCAGAGUGACGUUUGGUCCUAUGGUGUGCUACUGUGGGAGAUCUUUGAGCUUGGUGGCUCCCCGUACCCUGGUGUUCAGAUCAAUGAGGACUUCUUCGACAAGCUGAGACAAGGUUUCCGCAUGAGGCAGCCCAAACAUGCGUCUGAUGAUCUGUACCAAAUGAUGCUGACCUGCUGGAGAUUGGAGCCCACCGAGCGCCCCACCUUCACCGACCUGGCAGAGAGCAUGAGCAGCCAGCUGGAGGCAACGGCUGAACAGGAGUACCUUGACCUUUCACCUGAAAUCCAUGACGACGAGGAUUCUGGGAUACCCAGCUCGCCCACGGAGACGGACAGCUUCCUCCCGACAUUCCCCACAGACGAGGAGCGCCGGACGUCCCGCCCCGCCAGCGGAAACUACGACAACAGCAGACCGGAGAGACAUUCCUACGGUGACAUUGUGGACGAGGAAGAGGCUGUGAAGAUACUGAUGGACCAUCCGGGACAGCGAGCGAGUUACCAUAGCGAUGCCAAGGCCCUACCCAAUGUAAGCCUGGGUGUUCGGAAAGGCCAAGGAAGCAGCAAGAGCAACGACUCCGUCUCCUCCAGCGACUCCCACAAUUCCAGUGGAUUCCACUCCUACGACGAAGCACCCCCGGACUACAACACGGUUGUCACGACAGAUGUGUGAGACGUUUCUCUGAAUGGAAAUGCUAAAUGUUAAAUGUUAGUUGCACACUUAAUUACAUUGUAAAGUCUGACUGUGCAAAAUUGUAUAAUGCAAGAAACAUGUACCACUUUACCAGUUUACUAGUACUGUUGUGUUGUAACAAAGCAUUGAAGAUGUUUCCAUGGAAUUUUCUCAUCCCACGAAACGUUCAGUCAACUAUAUGACAUUGAAUAAUCAGUUAAUGAUAGUUGUCUUUACAUAUCUGUUAGAUUUUGCUUUUGUCUACAUCAAGUUCAAUUGCAGUUCAUAUGAACAAAUACCUCAUUUGUUAGAGGCAGCUCUCUUGAGGCUAACAGCAUACUUAAGAAAGUCUUUUUUGAUUCAACAUCUAGAAUGAAUGUACACGUAUAAGAAUUUCAUAAUGAAGUUAGGAGAUAGAUUCUUCACUGUGGAGUUCUCUAUUGUAGAGUACUGGUCAACAGUAUAAAUUUAGUUAACACACAUUUUACAUGUAACAAGAGGGACAACAUGCAAUACAUUUUAAAGUAGUGUUCCUGCAGUAAAGAUGUAUAUAUAACAGAGUAGUAAGCAUAAUAUGCUAAGUAGUGUAGUUUUAGUCCUUUCAUAUGUACAUGUGUACUAGCUGGAGGAGAGCUUCACUUCUUUUGUUGGUGGUGAAGUGUUUUUUUGCUCUAACUUAAUGUAUUUUGUAUUUUGACUUUGUAUUUUGAAUUGUCAGUUUAAUUUUUCUUCAGGAUAGCAGUCACAUUGAGUGACCAAUUUUUUCUGUAUUCUCUGUACAUAAAAUGAUAUGAUAUAAACCUUCAAAAGGAACAAUUUAGUAAAAGAAGUAAGUGCUUUGAUAAGUAAUAGUAUAAUUCCGGGUAGACCACUUAGAAACUACAUUUGUAUGUAGUGUAGGCAUUGAACUUAAUGUUAUUUUGUAAUAUUUCGUGAGCUGAUAUGAAGAAACAGUGUACAAAGAUAAUGUAACUGUUAUGUGUUUUUAAAAAAUUCCUGUCUAUACUGGCUAGAAACCAGUAGUUAGCCCAGCUACGUCACUGCCUCACUUCUUAAAGAUUGAAGUGACUUUUUGUGAGAUGUCUGUCUUAAGACAAUGAAUGUUUGUCUUUCAAAUGCAUUACUUCAUAAAUUUUGAGCUGAGCGCAACUCAUCAUGUACUUUCAAUUUUAUAUGAUAUUUCUUUUGAAUUUUUGAAUGUAUUAUCUUGCUGGCACAAUAAGUAUGUUAAAAGCAUCAUUUGUUUAG
Branchiostoma floridae (Florida lancelet) is the source of this 5314-nucleotide messenger RNA. RefSeq names its product vascular endothelial growth factor receptor 1-like. The transcript is spliced from 25 exons. Gene Ontology annotation, molecular function: ATP binding; transmembrane receptor protein tyrosine kinase activity. Gene Ontology annotation, cellular component: signaling receptor complex. The record is from RefSeq and is a predicted model, not a curated record. The coding region runs from base 194 to 4066 and encodes 1290 amino acids. Gene Ontology annotation, biological process: multicellular organism development; protein phosphorylation; cell surface receptor protein tyrosine kinase signaling pathway. NCBI's taxonomy places the organism in Eukaryota, Metazoa, Chordata, Leptocardii, Amphioxiformes, Branchiostomatidae.